AUGCAGGAAACAUUAGUUGCUGAUGAUGCUGUGGAUGCACUAGACCAGAUGAUACGUGAUGCGGAACCGGACUUUCUUGACAAAAAGAAUCUGAAGAAGUUGGAGCAGAUGAGGAUAGAUGCAAGAACACCACUUUACCCAAGUUGCAGCGUGUCUAAACUUGAAGCAAACCUGAUGCUAUUGGAGAUGAAGUCUAGUAAUGGUUUGUCAGACAAGGGAUUUGAUGAUUUGUUAAGCUUAUUGCAGAAGUUGCUGCCAAGCCCUAACGGGUUGCCUGAAAACACAUACCAAGCGAAGCAAAUGAUUUGCCCAAUGGGACUGGAGGUACAAAAGAUCCAUGCAUGCCCUAAGGAUUGCAUCUUGUAUCACGGCAAAUAUGAAGACUUGGAUGCAUGUCCAGUGUGCUCAGCUUCACGGUACAAAUGUCCUGAAUCAGCAUUGUCAAUGAAAGGUGACCGCAACAAACGACCACCUGCCAAGGUCGUCUGGUAUUUUCCUAUCAUUCCUCGUUUGAAACGGUUGUUUGCAAACGCGAAGACUGCCAAGCUAAUGAGGUGGCAUGCCGAAGAUCGACUCGUUGAUGGGAAUCUCAGACACCCUGCAGAUGGUUCACAGUGGAGAGCUAUCAACUACAAAUACAAGAAUCGGUUUGCAAAGGAAAUAAGAAACAUAAGAUUCGGUUUGAGUACGGAUGGGAUGUGUCCUUUUAACAUGGUGAGCAGCAAACACAGUACGUGGCCUGUAACUCUUUGCAUAUACAACCUUCCUCCUUGGUUGUGUAUGAAGCGGACCUACAUCAUGAUGCCAUUACUAAUCCAAGGGCCAAAACAACCUAGAAAUGAUAUCGAUGUGUAUUUGGAACCACUGGUGGAUGAUCUAAUGAAGUUGUGGAACGAUGGUGUCAAGGUGUGGGAUGAGUACAAGCGAGAACACUUCACUCUGAAGGCAAUGUUGUUUGUAACAAUCACAGACCUUCCCGGCCUUGGUAGCUUAGCAGGCCAAGUAACGAAGGGUUACAAGGGAUGUGUGGUUUGUUUGGAUGAUACCGACGCAAGAUGGUUGAAGAAUAGCAACAAAAUGGUUUACAUGGGUCAUCGUAGGUUCCUUCCAAAGGCUCACCCAUAUCGCCGGAACAAGAAAUCCUUUGAUGGUACAAGGGAUGAACGUUUACCUCCCAAGUUUCUAGAUGGGAAGGAGAUAUACAAGAAGGUUAGUAAACUAAGAGUUGUACUAGGAAAGGGCAAAGGAAGUGUACCCGCUCCAGCUGAUUCGUUGUGGAAAAAAAAUUCCUUGUUCUGGAGACUCCCUUAUUGGCAAGACUUGAUUGUUCGUCACGCACUUGAUGGCAUGCAUCUAACUAAAAAUGUUACCGAGAGCACGCUCGGAACAUUAAUGGCCAUGAAAGGUAAAGGAAAAGACUCACUUGAAACUCGACAGGACCUGCGAGAUAUGAAUGUCAGAAGUGAGCUGCAUCCAAUUACUCAACAUGAUGGGAAGACGAAGCUUCCGGUUGCAUCUUGGACCUUGGAUAAAAUUGAGAAAAAGAAAAUUUGUAGCUUCUUCCACGAACUCAAAGUGCCAACGGGCUACUCAUCAAACAUCAGAAGGCUUGCGAACAUGAAGGAGUUAAAGUUCAACAUGAGCUGCAUGAAGGCCCAUGACUGCCACGUCAUUAUGACACAGUUGCUCCCAGUUGCUCUGAGGGGCGUGCUUCCCGUGAAGGUCAGAGAUCCGAUCAUAAAGUUGUGCUCAUUCUUCAACGCAAUCUCACACAAGGUCAUAGACCCAAACACACUUGACAAGCUGCAAGCAGACCUGAUUCACACAAUUAAUCGGCUCGAGAUGCAUUUUCCACCAACUUUCUUUGAUAUAUCGGUGCAUCUUAUCACUCACCUUGUUGCCCAGAUAAAAGCUCUUGGUCCAAUCUUCUUGCAUCAGAUGUUUCCUUUCGAGAGGUUGAUGAGUGUUCUAAGAAAAUAUGUUCGGAAUAGAUAUCGUCCAGAAGGGUGCAUGGUUAAUGGAUGGUCUACAGAGGAGGCAGUUGAGUUCUGCACAUACUACCUGGAUCUUAAUAGAAUGGGAGUUCCAGUAUCUCGUCAUGAGGGAAGGCUGGGGGGCAGAGGUAUGAUUGGUGAGCAAUCAGUUCGUAUCGAUGACCUGGCUAGUUUUAAUCAGGCACAUUUCACCGUUCUGCAGCAGGCAUCUGUAGUCUCACCUUAUAUUGAAAUGCACAAGAGAGAACUACAAGGUGUCGAUACCGGCAAUGCUCAACUAGAUCUUUUGGCCAUCGGUCCAUCUAGUACGGUCCUAAAGUUCCAAGGAUAUGAGAUAAAUGCAUACACAUUUUACACUAGAAAACAAGAUGAGAAAAGCACCAACCAAAAUAGUGGUGUCCGUAUCGAUGCUUACAACGACAAUCGUCAAUUGGAGACAUAUUAUGGGUUCAUAGAAGAGAUAUGGGAGCUAGAGUACGGACCACUAAAAAUCCCUCUUUUUCGGUGCCAGUGGAUCAAGCUUCCUAAGGGUGUGUUCACGGACAAGUACGGCAUGACGGUCGUUGACCUCACCAACAUAGGGUAUAGGGAUGAACCAUUCAUAUGGGCUAAAGAUGUAGUCCAAGUCUUCUAUGCAAAGGACCUAGCGAAUGAGGGCAAACAUGUGGUGCUGCAAGGGAAAAGGAAGAUCGUCAGUGUUGAAAAUAUGACCGAGGAUGAAGAGAAGGGAUUUCAGGACAUGCCUCCACUUGGACCCGAUAUCGACCUACCUGUGUUUGAAGAGGGAGAAGAACCAGCUUAUGUGCGACUUGAUCAUAACGAGGCCCUCAUCGUCAAUUGA
Molecule: messenger RNA, 2835 nt
Organism: Panicum virgatum (switchgrass)
Lineage: Eukaryota; Viridiplantae; Streptophyta; Magnoliopsida; Poales; Poaceae
Exons: 2
Coding region: 1-2835 (944 amino acids)
Source: RefSeq, a predicted model, not a curated record